This is a messenger RNA of Magnolia sinica, 2639 nucleotides long. RefSeq names its product probable LRR receptor-like serine/threonine-protein kinase At3g47570. The transcript is spliced from 2 exons. NCBI's taxonomy places the organism in Eukaryota, Viridiplantae, Streptophyta, Magnoliopsida, Magnoliales, Magnoliaceae. The coding region runs from base 28 to 2631 and encodes 867 amino acids. Gene Ontology annotation, biological process: protein phosphorylation. Gene Ontology annotation, molecular function: protein binding; ATP binding; protein kinase activity. The record is from RefSeq and is a predicted model, not a curated record.
GUCAAGCUUUGCUCUCUGUCAAAGCUCAUGUCAUUGAAUCUUCGUCUUAACAAUCUCAUCAGCAACAUUCCACCACCAAUCGGGAACCUCUCGUCUCUUGUUUCUCUCAGCUUACAUUAUAAUAUUUUAGAAGGAAGCAUUCCAAAUGAGCUAGGCCAGCUAAUGAAGUUACAAUUUCUUCAGCUCUCCUCAAAUAAACUGUCGGGUCUGAUCCCACCAUCGCUUUACAACCUCUCAUCCAUCGUUACUUUCUCGGUGGUAGCUAACCAACUAUAUGGAAACAUUCCAGCCAGUUUGGGUCUCACCCUUCCUAAUAUCAAAUAUCUUUUGCUAGGAAGAAAUGCAUUUACAGGAUCGAUGCCAGUUUCAUUACCCAAUGCUUCAGGACUUGUUGAGGUUGAUUUUUCUUCUAGUUAUUUUAGUGGACCCUUGCCCGAAAAUUUGGGAAGACUACAUGAUCUUAGUGUUCUAAAUAUACCUGGUAAUAAGUUUGGAGGUGGAGAAGGUGACAAUGACUUGAGUUUCCUCACUUCUUUAACUAAUUGUAGCCGUUUGGAAUAUUUAGAUGCAACUGCCAAUCAGCUAAGAGGAACACUACCAGACACCAUCGUCAAUCUCUCUACCCACCUAACACUAUUAGGGUUAGGAGGAAACCCGAUAUAUGGAAGCAUCCCAACAGAUAUUAGCAAUCUCUUCAACUUAAAUCGUCUAGGUAUAUUUGAGAGCUCUGUCAUGGGUACCAUUCCUAUUGGUGUUGGGAAGCUUCAAAAUUUGCAAGGUUUGUAUUUGUACAGCAACAGACUUUCUGGACGAAUUCCAUCCUCCAUUGGCAAUAUCACUGGAUUGGUUAUACUAGCUUUAAAUGGAAAUCGUUUGCAUGGAAGAAUCCCUUCGAGUCUUGGAAACUGCCGUCAUCUUCAAGUAUUAGCCCUCCUUGCAAAUGAGCUCAACGAUACCAUUCCAAAAGAGGUUCUAAGUAUUCCUUCCCUGAUCGAACUUCAUAUAGAUGAUAAUUCUUUGGUCGGAUCUUUACCGUUGGAAGUGGGUAAUAUGGAACAACUUCAAGAACUACAUGCUGCUAACAACAAAUUGAUGGGUGAAAUUCCUAGCGAGCUAGGAAAUUGUCUGAAACUGGAAUUCCUUAAUUUGAGCAAUAAUUUCUUUCAAGGAGCCAUUCCUCUGGGUUUGAAGAACUUAAAAAGUAUUAAACUGCUAGAUCUUUCUCAUAAUAACUUGUCUGGGCAUAUUCCAGUUACUCUAGAGAAAUUUCCGAUCCUGGAAUACUUGGAUUUGUCAUCCAAUGAUCUUGAUGGUGAAGUCCCACAGCAAGGGAUUUUCAAAAAUUCCAGUGCAUUUUCACUUCUUGGAAACAAGAGGCUUUGUGGAGGUAUCCCACAAUUACAGCUGCCUGCGUGCCUGAAGAAAGAUUCUAAGAAACAUGGAAGGUCUAUUUCUCUUACAGUAAUAUUCUCAGUGAUCGGUGCAGUUUUAGGUUUGAUUCUUUUAUCAUCUAUCUUUGUUACUCUUUAUCGGGCGAGAAGAAAGGCCAGCAAGAACCCUUUGCCUGCAUCUUUCCUAGAGAGUAAAUAUUUAAAUGUUUCUUACAAGGAUCUCUUUAAAGCAACUGGCGAGUUCUCUUCAGAUAAUUUGAUUGGCGAGGGAAGUUAUGGUUCUGUAUAUAAAGGAAUUCUAGAUCGAGAUGAAACACUUGUUGCAGUGAAAGUUCUCAAUCUUCAUCAACGAGGAGCUUCAAGGAGUUUCCUUGCUGAAUGUGAAGCCUUGAGAAAUAUCCGGCACCGGAAUCUAGUUAAAAUCAUAACUGCUUGCUCAAGCAUCGAUUUUAAAGGCGAUGAUUUCAAAGCUCUAUUGUUUGAGUACAUGCCUAAUGGGAGUCUAGAGAAAUGGUUGCAUCCAAAUGUACAUGGGCAAUAUGAAAUGCGGAGCUUGAACGUUAUUCAAAGAUUAGAUAUAGCCAUUGAUGUCGCCUCUGCAUUGGAGUAUCUUCAUCACCAUUGCGGGACACCGGUCGUUCAUCGCGAUCUAAAACCAAGCAAUGUUCUACUGGACAAUGACAUGUGCGCCCAUGUGGGCGAUUUUGGAUUAGCAAGGUUCCUUUCUAAUGCUGCCAGUAAUACCUCUCAAGAUCAAACCAGCACAACUGGUAUCAGGGGAUCUGUUGGCUAUAUUCCUCCAGAGUAUGGAAUGGGCGGAAAGGCGUCUACAAAUGGAGAUGUCUACAGUUAUGGUAUCCUUCUUUUAGAGAUGUUCACAGGAAAAAUACCAACCGAUGACAUGUUUAAAGACGAUCUAAGCCUCCAUCAAUUUGUUAAGAUGGCUUUACCUGAUCAGGUGAUGGAGAUUGUAGACCCGCGACUGCUCGAAGACGUUCAAGCACUGAACAAUGGAGAACGACAACGCAUUGCAAGGACUAAAAUGAGAGAGUCUUUGGCUUCUGUGGCCAAAAUUGGCAUCACAUGUUCUGUAGAAUCUCCAAACGAGCGGAUGCAAAUGAGAGAGAUUGUCAAAGAAAUGCAUGCAAUAAGGGACUUAUAUCUUGGGCAUGGGAUUCACCCAGAUCAGCAAAAUAGGGAACGAUUGUUGGGCGACAGUUCAUCGUAUCUUAGUCAUUAAUAACAAGU